UUUAUCCAAUUGGACGUUUGCAAGUCUGCAACUUUACAAUCAAACUUUCAAGGGAAAAAAAAAAUGGAAGAUGAAGAGAGAGGAGGGCCAAGAUUAAGCAAAAGAUUCAGCGACAAAAACGCACAAGGGGAAGUGGAUUACAAAACAAAAGCAGGAACAGCGUGGUCACACUCAUAUCUGAAUCAGAAGCCAUGGCAUCCCCUUUCUUACCCUAAUCAACGCCGUAAAUGGAUCGCUGAACAAACUCAUGCCAACCAAGAACGCCGUGCUGAAGAAGUUGCUCGUGAGUAUGCUCAGGAACAAGAGUUUUUUCGACAAGCUGCGCUUGUUUCGAAGAAAGAGAAGGAAAAGAUGGAGAAUUUGAAAGCUGUUAGCUUUAUGUAUAUUCGACCACCUGGCUAUGAUCCUGAAAGUGCCAAAGCUGCAGAGGUUGCUGAGGAGAAGAGAACUCAGGACCCCUCACUAGAUCCACAUUCGGAGGAGACUCAUACGGUGCAAGAACCUGUGCCUCCCAAUGAGCAAAAGAAGAAGCCAAGGCCUAAAGAUGUUUUUGGUCGUGCCCUACCAACGGAAGAAGAAUUUGAAGCCCUUAAAAAUGCCCCAAAGAUGGAGACUGGUGUUGCUGGAAGGGCAAGGCCAUUUGGAAUUGAAAUACGGAAUGUAAAAUGUGUGAGAUGCGGAGCGUUUGGCCACCAAAGUGGUGAUCGAGAAUGUCCAUUAAAGGAUACUAUAAUGCCUAAUGAAGAAAGCCGAUUGAAAAGAGAUGAUCCUUUAACAGCUAUCAUAGCCCAGACAGAAUCAUCCGAGCCUCUUAAAUGGGAGUUGAAACAACAGCCUGGAAUGAGUCCACCUCGUGGUGGGUUCAGACCAGACGAUCCAAACCAGCAGAUUGUUGCAGAAGACAUUUUUGAUGAAUAUGGAGGGUUUCUUGGUGAGGAUGUGAUCCCUAAUCUACUAGCCAACUUCUCUACAAGCAAGCAAAAGAAGUCUAGUAAGAGAAAACACAAAGGACAGUCACCAUCAGUGAUUAAGGGCCAUCAAGACAAUACGUCUUCUGAUGAUGAUAGAAAAAGAUCAAAGAAGAGUAAAAGUCGACAUAAGAAGAGAAAGAAACGAGUACAGUCCGAAUCAAGUUCAUCUGAUGACUCGGAAGUUGAUAGGCAUAAGAGGAGCAGAGGCAGUGGGCAUAGGCGGCAUGGUAGAUCAGAGAGUUCAGAAUCUGACCAGAAACAAAGAUUCGAACAUCGUCAUCACCGUCAUCAACACCACCACCGUCACCGUAGACGUUCAGAUUACUCAGACUGAGAGUGUUGCAGUAAACCACAUUGUACAAUUCUGUUUUGACAUUUAUCGUGUAAUUUUGCAUCUUUGAUAAAUGGAAAGAAAAGUUAGUAGGCGUUUGACUUUGA
Molecule: messenger RNA, 1409 nt
Organism: Erigeron canadensis
Lineage: Eukaryota; Viridiplantae; Streptophyta; Magnoliopsida; Asterales; Asteraceae
Exons: 7
Coding region: 64-1305 (413 amino acids)
Biological process (GO): negative regulation of DNA-templated transcription
Cellular component (GO): nucleus
Molecular function (GO): transcription corepressor activity
Source: RefSeq, a predicted model, not a curated record